AUGAAUUCUGCAAGCCCGACCGGCGAGGAAAUUUUCAAGGCGAGAGGCUAUUGCGCACAUCUCCUCCGAAAAUACGACUCGCCCUCCUACAUCCUCUCGAUUUUCAUUCCGCCACCCUGUCGUGAUGCCUACCUCGCCAUCCGUGCCUUCAAUAUCGACGUUGCACGAGUUGCCGACGAAACGAGCUCCCCCACCAUUGGUAUGAUGCGCAUGCAGUUCUGGAAGGAUGCAGUGACCAAGGCUCUGGCUGGUUCUCCUCCAAAGGAACCCGCGGCUAUCCUCUUGGCUCAAGCUGCCGAGGAACUCCACUAUCGCUCAGGUGGGAGCUCGCGGCUGAGCAAGAACUGGUUCCUGCGCAUCAUCAACACACGAGAGCAAUCUCUUGGAAACCCGCCUUAUCCGACUCUGUCUGCCUUGGAGUCGUAUGCUGAAAACACGUACUCCAUAAUGCUAUACUUGACACUGUCUGCAUUGCCUCUAGCCUCAAUCACCGCCGACCACAUCGCUUCUCACAUAGGAAAGGCAAUGGGCAUUGCUGCUGUGCUGCGAGGCAUUCCCUUAGUCGCAUUUCCACCAACUCGGCCUCUUAGCACUAGUAAUUCUGUGACGGGAUCGUCUGGGCAUUUCCAGGGUGCGGUCCUGCUGCCGUUGGAUGUUAUGGCCGACGCAAACGUGAAGGAGGAAGAUGUAUUCCGGCAAGGUUCUGCAGCUCCGGGCUUACGCGAUGCUGUAUUUGCCGUUGCGACACGAGCGAGUGACCAUCUCAUCACCGCGCGGGAAAUGCUCUCCAAGUUGCGGUCAGAAGGGAACUUGGGCCACGAGUUUGAACACCAAAAUGACGAGAAAAAUCGAUACAGCCCUCAACAACUGAAUGCGAGUUCUGAGGCCCAACUCGCCGAUGUUGAGCGAGCCUUUGGCGUUUUCAUGCCAAGCGUAGCGACGCAGUCUUGGCUGGAUCGUCUUCAGAGGGUUGAUUUUGACAUCUUUGAUGCUUCUCUCCGAACCACUGACUGGCGACUUCCAUGGAAAGCCUAUUGGGCGUUUAGUCGUGGAAAAUUAUAG
Molecule: messenger RNA, 1062 nt
Organism: Lindgomyces ingoldianus
Lineage: Eukaryota; Fungi; Ascomycota; Dothideomycetes; Pleosporales; Lindgomycetaceae
Exons: 2
Coding region: 1-1062 (353 amino acids)
Biological process (GO): mitochondrial respiratory chain complex I assembly; biosynthetic process
Cellular component (GO): mitochondrion
Source: RefSeq, a predicted model, not a curated record